Miniopterus natalensis is the source of this 2890-nucleotide messenger RNA. It is a transcript of the gene EXOC3, whose product is annotated as exocyst complex component 3. Gene Ontology annotation, biological process: exocyst localization; exocytosis. The record is from RefSeq and is a predicted model, not a curated record. Gene Ontology annotation, cellular component: exocyst. Lineage: Eukaryota; Metazoa; Chordata; Mammalia; Chiroptera; Miniopteridae. Gene Ontology annotation, molecular function: SNARE binding.
UGGCCCUGUCUGGACAUUAUAAAUGCUUUGGAGACUGACACCUGAUAGGCUGAGUGGUCUGGGGUCCACAUAGAGAUAUCCUCCAUAUGUUUAUAUCUUUUACCUGUGAAUGCCUCUGGUCCCCUUAAAGGUAGAACUUUCUCCAUAGUUGAGUUCUGAAGGUUUGUACUUCUUAUUAAAGAGUUGAUAAUCCUAGUUCAGUGUUCUUUCAGGUUUACUGGAUUAAUCAAAUGCUUUCCUUACAGCUCUACUAUGAACAACUGGCUGUUGAGGGAGGGGGUUGUACCUAACAUUUCUACCGUUCUAACACAUCUUCCCCUCCUGUUCCCUAUUCCCCAUGCACACAGGGUACAUAACUCUAGUAUGAUAGAUUCGGAGAUUCUGCCUACUUUUUAACCAUGAAGGAGACAGACCGGGAGGCUGUUGCAACAGCAGUCCAGAGGGUUGCUGGGAUGCUUCAGCGUCCGGACCAACUGGAUAAAGUGGAGCAGUAUCGCAGAAGAGAGGCCCGGAAAAAGGCUUCAGUGGAGGCCAGAUUGAAGGCAGCUAUCCAGUCACAGUUAGAUGGGGUGCGCACAGGCCUGAGCCAACUCCACAAUGCAUUGAACGACGUGAAGGACAUCCAGCGGUCCCUGGCCGAUGUCAGCAAGGACUGGAGACAGGGUAUCAACACUAUCGAGAGCCUCAAGAACGUGAAGGAUGCCGUAGUGCGGCACAGCCAGCUUGCUGCCGCUGUGGAGAACCUCAAGAACAUUUUCUCAGUGCCUGAGAUUGUGAGGGAAACCCAGGACCUCAUAGAGCAAGGGGAGCUCCUGCAGGCCCACCGGAAACUAAUGGACUUGGAGUGCUCCCGGGAUGGGCUGAUGUAUGAGCAGUACCGUAUGGACAGUGGGAACACUCGUGACAUGACCCUCAUCCACAGCUACUUUGGGAGCACACAGGGGCUCUCUGACGAGCUGGCCAAGCAGCUGUGGAUGGUGCUGCAGAGGUCGCUGGUCACCGUCCGCCGUGACCCCACCUUGCUGGUGUCAGUUGUGAGGAUCAUUGAAAGAGAAGAAAAGAUUGACAGGCGCAUACUUGACCGAAAAAAGCAGACUAGCUUUGUUCCUCCGGGGAGGCCCAAGAAUUGGAAGGAGAAGAUGUUUGCCAUCUUGGACAGAACCGUAAUUACCAGAAUCGAGGGCACACAGGCAGACACCAGGGAAUCCGACAAGAUGUGGCUCGUUCGCCACCUAGAAAUCAUAAGGAAGUACGUCCUAGAUGACCUCAUCGUUACCAAAAACCUGAUGGUUCAGUGUUUUCCUCCUCAUUAUGAGAUUUUCAGAAAUCUCUUGCGCAUGUACCACCAGGCCCUGACCACACGAAUGCAGGAGCUUGCAUCAGAAGACCUAGAAGCAAAUGAGAUUGUGAGCCUGUUGACUUGGGUCUUAAACACUUACACGAGCACAGAGAUGAUGGGAAAUGUGGAGCUGGCCCCAGAAGUGGAUGUCAGCACCCUGGAGCCUUUGCUUUCUCCAAAUGUGAUCUCUGAGCUGUUGGACACAUACAUGUCAACUCUCACUUCAAACAUCAUUGCCUGGCUGCGGAAAGCUCUAGAAACAGACAAGAAAGACUGGAUAAAAGAGACUGAACCUGAAGCUGACCAAGAUGGGUACUACCAGACGACACUCCCGGCUAUUGUCUUCCAGAUGUUUGAACAGAAUCUUCAAGUUGCUGCUCAGAUAAGUGAAGAUUUGAAAACAAAGGUACUAGUUUUGUGUCUUCAGCAAAUGAAUUCUUUCUUAAGUAGAUACAAAGAUGAAGCCCAGUUGUAUAAAGAGGAGCACCUGAGAAACCGGCAGUACCCACACUGCUAUGUCCAGUACAUGAUUGCCAUCAUCAACAACUGCCAGACCUUCAAAGAAUCUGUAGUCAGUUUAAAGAGGAAGUAUUUAAAAAAUGAAGUGGAAGAAGGUGUGUCUCUGAGCCAACCAAACAUGGAUGGGAUUCUGGAUGCCAUCGCAAAAGAGGGCUGCAGCAGCCUGCUGGAGGAGGUCUUCCUGGACCUGGAGCUACAACUCAGUGAGCUGAUGACAAAAAAGUGGCUGUUGGGAUCGAAUGCUGUAGACAUCAUCUGUGUCACUGUAGAAGACUAUUUCAAUGAUUUUGCAAAAAUUAAAAAGCCGUAUAAAAAGCGGAUGACAGCUGAGGCACACCGACGCGUGGUGGUGGAGUACCUGCGCGCCGUCAUGCAGAAGCGCAUCUCCUUCCGUGGCCCCGAGGAGCGCAAGGAGGGUGCCGAGAGGAUGGUCCGGGAGGCCGAGCAGCUGCGCUUCCUGUUCCGCAAGCUGGCAUCUGGAUUUGGCGAAGACGCAGAUGGGUACUGUGAUACCAUCAUCGCCGUUGCAGAAGUGAUUAAGCUGACAGACCCUUCCCUGCUCUACCUGGAAGUCUCGACUCUGGUCAGCAAAUACCCAGACAUCAGGGAUGACCACAUUGGUGCGCUGCUGGCUUUGCGAGGGGAUGCCAGCCGGGACAUGAAGCAGACCAUCAUUGAGACACUGGAGCAGGGCCCCACGCAAGCGAAUCCAAACUAUGUGCCCAUCUUCAGGGAAAUCAUAGUUCCCAGUCUGAACGUGGCCAAGCUCCUCAAGUAAACUUUCAGUUUCUGACCUAAACGUGGUCCCGUGAUCUUUACCCUGUGUGACACAUCCAGUGACUCAUGGUGCCGAGCGCAAGGCUGCCUGACAGACCAAUGCUCUGGUGUCAUGUUCUGUCCCUCUCAUCUUGCUGUGGACAAGCUUUGUGAGCAGGGUACUGGUUGACUGUUUUGUUCACCUCUCGAUCCUACUCCCUUCUGUAGUGUCAGCACUUCUGAUGCUGUUCAAUAAAAGGAAACGCUGUGGGGAAA